AUGGGGAGCAUCCCAAGGAUUAGAUUGAAGAAUAGCAAAAUGGUUGCUCUGUGGUCUCUGGAUAUAAUUGUAGAUAAGUGUGCUAUCUGCAGGAACCACAUCAUAGAUACGUGCAUAGAGUGCCAGUCAGAAGAGAAGUCGAUGGAGUGCAAGCCUGCCUGGGGACAGUGCAACCAUGCAUUCCACGCACACUGCAUAUCUCAGUGGCUCAAGUCCAAGAACAUCUGUCCACUGGACUCGAAGCCCUGGAAGUUCCACCAUUCAGCUGAUAAAUAA
Molecule: messenger RNA, 276 nt
Organism: Nematocida minor
Lineage: Eukaryota; Fungi; Microsporidia
Product: E3 ubiquitin-protein ligase RBX1
Exons: 1
Coding region: 1-276 (91 amino acids)
Biological process (GO): protein ubiquitination; ubiquitin-dependent protein catabolic process
Cellular component (GO): cullin-RING ubiquitin ligase complex; nucleus
Molecular function (GO): ubiquitin protein ligase activity; cullin family protein binding; zinc ion binding
Source: RefSeq, a predicted model, not a curated record